Gossypium raimondii (Peruvian cotton) is the source of this 2952-nucleotide messenger RNA. Its product is annotated as protein ROOT HAIR DEFECTIVE 3 homolog 2. Gene Ontology annotation, biological process: endoplasmic reticulum membrane fusion. The transcript is spliced from 22 exons. The record is from RefSeq and is a predicted model, not a curated record. Gene Ontology annotation, cellular component: endoplasmic reticulum. Gene Ontology annotation, molecular function: GTPase activity; GTP binding. NCBI's taxonomy places the organism in Eukaryota, Viridiplantae, Streptophyta, Magnoliopsida, Malvales, Malvaceae. The coding region runs from base 278 to 2629 and encodes 783 amino acids.
CAAAAAAGAUUUCCAUAAUUGCAAAAGGUUAAGAAAAGAAAAACAAAGAAAUUAUCGCAAACCGAGGGACUGUAGUCUCUGGUCACAGACAAGGCGACUGUUUGUCUUUGGAUCCAUCAACUCUACGCAUCACCUUUUCUACCCAUUUUCCUUCGAUAUAUCUCUGUGUUUAAUAAAAUAAAUUAAGGAGAAUGUAGACCUAAUUUGCUUCCUUUCACUCUUUGUUUAGAGACCUAUCUUUGAUUUUUUUGGGGGAAUCCUUGAUCCGGUUUCGCGGAUGGCGGAAAUAGACCACUGUUGCUCCACUCAAUUGAUAGAUGGUGAAGGAGAGUUCAAUGUAGUUGGACUCGACAACUUCAUUCGGACCACUAAGCUCACUAACUGUGGCCUCUCUUAUGCCGUCUUAGCUAUCAUGGGCCCCCAAAGUAGCGGGAAGAGCACCCUGUUAAAUCAUCUUUUCCAGACAAAUUUUAGGGAGAUGGAUGCAUUCAGAGGAAGGAGUCAAACUACCAAGGGUAUUUGGAUUGCAAACUGUGUUGGCAUAGAUCCUUUCACGGUUGCUAUGGAUUUGGAAGGUACUGAUGGAAGAGAAAGAGGCGAGGAUGACACUACAUUUGAGAAACAAAGUGCCCUUUUUGCUUUGGCCAUUGCUGAUAUUGUGCUAAUAAACAUGUGGUGUCAUGAUAUUGGUCGGGAGCAGGCUGCCAACAAACCACUUCUGAAAACAGUUUUUCAGGUUAUGAUGCGGUUAUUCAGCCCCCGGAAAACAACACUGCUGUUUGUUGUACGUGAUAAAACAAAGACCCCUCUUGAAUAUUUGGAGCCUAUCCUGAGCGAAGAUAUUCAAAAGAUAUGGAAUGCAGUUAGUAAACCUGAGUCUCAUAAAGAUACUCCCCUCAGUGAAUUCUUUAAUGUGGAGGUCACUGCUUUAUCAAGCUUUGAAGAAAAAGAGGAUUUGUUCAAAGAGCAGGUUGCUCAACUAAGGCAGCGCUUUUUCAAUUCUAUUUCUCCGGGAGGACUUGCUGGUGAUAGACAGGGUGUUGUCCCUGCCGCCGGAUUCUCUUUUAGUGCACAACAGAUAUGGAGAGUUAUAAAAGAGAAUAAGGAUCUCGAUCUUCCUGCUCACAAGGUAAUGGUUGCCACAGUGCGUUGUGAAGAGAUUGCAAAUGAGAAACUCCAUCACUUAUCCUCUAAUGAGGAUUGGUUAGCAUUGGAAGAAGCUGUUCAAUGUGGACCAGUAUCUGGUUUUGGGAGAAGGCUGAGCUCUAUCCUAGAAACCUACUUUUCAGGAUAUGACAUAGAGACAUUCUACUUCGAUCAUGGUGUAAGAAAUGCAAAGCGGAAACAACUGGAAUCAAAAUCUUUAGAUUUUGUGCAUCCUGCAUAUCUUAACCUGCUUGGACAUUUUCGCUUCAAAGCACUUGAAGAUUUCAAGUCAAGAUUGGAACAGAUGCUGAAUAUAGGAGAAGGAUUUGCAGCUUCUAUUUGUACAAGUACUGAGUCUUGUAUGCUUGAAUUUGACCAAGGAUAUGCAGAUGCUGCCAUCAAACAGGCUAAUUGGGAUGCUUCUAAAGUAAAGGAAAAACUUUGCCGUGAUAUUAAUGCACAUGCAUUAUCUGUUCAAGAUGCAAAAUUGUCUGAAUUGGUGGUUAGCUAUGAGAAACAACUUGGUCAAUCACUAUCCGAACCAGUGGAGUCUCUAUUUGAUAAUGCCGGAAGAGACACCUGGGCUUCAAUAAGAAAGCUUCUUACACGUGAGACUGGGAUUGCCGUAUCAGAGUUUUCAGCUGCCAUUUCUAGUUUUGAGUUAGAUCAAUCGACAGUUGAGAAAAUGCUGCAAGAUUUGAAGGAUUAUGCGAGAAAUGUGGUGGAGAAGAAAGCAAGAGAAGAAGCUGGAAAAGUUCUGAUCCGCAUGAAGGAUAGGUUCUCAGCUGUCUUCAGUCAUGACAAUGAUUCAAUGCCAAGAGUUUGGACUGGAAAGGAAGACAUUAAGACAAUUACUAAGGGUGCUCGUACUGCGUCUCUGAGUUUGUUGUCUGUUAUGGUUGCCAUUCGAUUGGACGGGAAACCAGGUGAAAUUGAAAACAUACUGUUUUCAUCCCUUAUGGAAGGAACUGUGACUGCUGUAUCUUCAGUGGACAGAAGUAUUACUACUUCAGACCCUCUUGCCUCUAGUUCAUGGGAGGAAGUAAUGGUUUCUCCAAAAAGUAUCCUGAUCACGCCAGUUCAAUGCAAGUCAUUGUGGAGACAGUUUAAAGCAGAGACUGAGUAUACAGUUACUCAAGCUAUUUCAGCGCAGGAGGCUUACAAGCAAAGUAACAACUGGUUACCUCCCCCCUGGGCAAUUGUGGCAAUGGUUGUCCUUGGAUUUAAUGAAUUUAUGCUCCUUUUAAGGAAUCCUCUCUAUCUAAUGGGUCUAUUUGUUGUGUAUUUACUUUCAAAAGUGAUGUGGGUUCAGAUGGACAUCCCAGGGCAGUUUCAACAUGGCACUCUGGCUGGGCAAAUCUCUAUCUCGUCGAGGUUUCUUCCCACCAUCAUGAAUCUUCUAAGGCGACUUGCAGAAGAGGCUCAAGGGCAUCAAACUGAUGAGCCCCCCAGGCAACAAUGUUCACUCGUUUUUCAGAGUUAAAGUCAUCCGAAUCCAACCAACUAAUUCCAGAGUCAUCUGUAGCAUCCAACAUUUCAACAUCUGAUGUUGGUAUCGACACGCGGAAGUACAAAAAUUCCGGAAGCAGAACUUUCUUGAUAAAAAGGUAAUCUCAUGUAAAAUUUAUACCAAAAUAGGGUAAGCUACUCCCUCAUCCAAAAAUUUUUCUUUCAAAUGAAAAAAAAGGGAUGAGACAGAAAAGUAGUCCAGGAUGCAGGAUUUCACUCUGUUCUACAAAAGUUGACGGUUGUUUUUCUGUUUUACAUUUUCUCAAAGAUUUAAUCAGUCAUAUCUUUCCUUCUGAA